Purpureocillium takamizusanense is the source of this 1985-nucleotide messenger RNA. RefSeq names its product Very-long-chain 3-oxoacyl-CoA synthase (gene ELO2). Bases 428 to 1471 code for a protein of 347 amino acids. Gene Ontology annotation, biological process: sphingolipid biosynthetic process; fatty acid elongation, monounsaturated fatty acid; very long-chain fatty acid biosynthetic process. Gene Ontology annotation, molecular function: fatty acid elongase activity. NCBI's taxonomy places the organism in Eukaryota, Fungi, Ascomycota, Sordariomycetes, Hypocreales, Ophiocordycipitaceae. The record is from RefSeq and is a predicted model, not a curated record. The transcript has 4 exons. Gene Ontology annotation, cellular component: endoplasmic reticulum membrane.
CCAAAUUUCCCCUUUUCGACGCACGCCCCUGGCGACCCCGACACGCCCGAGCAGUAGCAACAGACUUCCAAGGUUCCCGUCCAUCCUAAAUUUUGUCCGUCGGCCCCCCCCUUCAUCCUCUUUCUUCCUUUCACAUCCCUCUCUUCAACACCCGAUAAUCGACCUUGUGCGUGAGCUUGGCUCGAGGGAGGCUGCCUCUUGUGCGAUUGCUCUUUCCUUCUCGUCGUUCCUUGAACCAGAUACCGGGCCUUUGUCUUGGGUCACGCGCUUGCGUCGAUUGCGUCGCGUCAACGUCCGCCCACCCCUCCUCCCGGACUCGAAACCUAAUACCGCGGCGACAAGUGUCCUCUCCAGCCGCUGCGACUCGCGAUCCAUCAAAUUCGCAUCAAUCCGACCCCUGCAGUUGUGUGCCUGAAAGUCGCCCACCAUGUCGUCCGCUCCGGCCUCCUUUUACGAGCAGCUGCCGCUGCCGACGCUCGACCGUCCCUUCGGCAUCCACCUCUGGCCCAUCUUCGACAAGGCAUGGAACGCCGUCGUCGGUUACCCAGCCGACGACUUCAACUUUGUGCCGUUCGAGACUCCUUUGUCGACCCUCAAGUCGAGUGCUAUCUUCAUCGUCGUAUAUUACAUUGUCAUCCUCGGCGGCCGCGAGCUGAUGCGCAACCGCGAGCCCUUUAAGCUCAAGACGCUGUUCCUCAUCCACAACUUUUACCUCACCGCCAUCAGCGCCAUCCUCUUGGCUCUCUUCAUUGAGCAGCUCCUGCCCACCCUUGUUCGUCAUGGCAUCUUCUACGCGAUCUGCGAUCACAACGGCGGUUGGACCCAGCCCCUGGUUGUCCUGUACUACCUCAACUACCUGACCAAGUAUCUCGAGCUUCUCGACACCGUCUUCCUGUUCCUCAAGAAGAAGCCUCUGACGUUCCUCCACUGCUACCACCACGGCGCCACUGCCCUGCUAUGCUACACGCAGCUCAUUGGAUCCACUGCUGUCUCCUGGGUCGUCAUCACGCUGAACCUGACCGUUCACGUGGUCAUGUACUGGUACUACUUCCAGAGCGCGCGCGGUGUCAGGAUCUGGUGGAAGGAGUGGGUCACUCGUCUCCAGAUCAUCCAGUUUGUCAUUGAUCUUGGGUUCGUCUACUUUGCCUCGUACACGUACUUCACCUCGACCUACUUCCAAUGGAUGCCCAACGCCGGCACGUGCGCGGGUGAGGAGUUCGCCGCGUUUUCUGGCAUUGCCAUCAUCAGCUCUUACCUGGUGCUCUUCAUCUCGUUCUACAUUGCGACGUACAAGAAGCACGGCAAGGCGACGACAAGCCGCAAGUCGCUGCGCCGCAUGAGCCAGGCCCCCCUGCCCGACCCCAUUCACGUACAGGCGGCCACCAACGGCAGUGCUAACGGCAACGCGAACGGCGCGAGCACGACCGGAGCCAAGACCAACGGUGCUACGACUCGCUCCCGCAAGGCCUAAGCGCUCGACUGAAGCCCGUGGUGUCUCUCGCACAGGCGUGCUGCCGUUGGGAGAUGGAGGACGAUGCGGCCGCUCCCGGGCUGUCGACUGUCGAGGUGGCAAGUCGUUACAACCACGUCAUACUAUCUACAACUAAUGGCAAAACACCUCGACCCUUUUUUGGAGUAAUUUUCGAUUUACGCAGUCGGGCGAAUCUGGUCAGGAGUUGGGCCGAGAGCCGUCGCUGGUGCUGGCGACGUCGAUAUGUCUUUUUACUGGCGGUCAUGAUGAUGGGGGGGAGGUUUGAUGACACUUGUACGCUUUACUGGCUUGGGUUCACGGAAAGCAUGACACGGUGACUGCUUGUCGGCUGGGGCCGAAUUGCAUGGCAGAGCUGGGGAUGAGUUGCUGCCACUACGACAUUUUAAUCUCGGCUGGCGGCCGUCGUGUAAACUGAAGCAUCAGAUCGCUCCCGGUCCGGAGCGAGGAUAUAUAGAGGGUGGAAUCGAGUCUCGUUCCGCAUCGUCUGCCGGAG